Messenger RNA from Metschnikowia bicuspidata var. bicuspidata NRRL YB-4993, 2583 nucleotides. RefSeq lists its product as uncharacterized. NCBI's taxonomy places the organism in Eukaryota, Fungi, Ascomycota, Pichiomycetes, Serinales, Metschnikowiaceae. Gene Ontology annotation, biological process: mitotic cell cycle; spindle assembly; meiotic cell cycle. Gene Ontology annotation, cellular component: centrosome; equatorial microtubule organizing center; spindle pole. The transcript has 2 exons. Gene Ontology annotation, molecular function: microtubule minus-end binding; gamma-tubulin binding. The coding region runs from base 1 to 2583 and encodes 860 amino acids. The record is from RefSeq and is a predicted model, not a curated record.
AUGGACCACAGUCCGGACGGGUCCGAAACCACAAUAUCAUACCCACAAAGGCUAGUCACGCUCAAGCCGCUGUACCACCUUGAUUUUUCCGCGGCUCCCAGCGCGGCCCCAAGCCCGAUCAAGCCCGUUCUGCUCAAUGAGAUUCUGGAUGUCUCCACACAACAGGCAUUGAUCAUCAAAGACUUGCUUUUUGCCUUGCUAGGGUAUGAGGGCCACUAUGUGAGGUACAGCGAGCGGUUCCAGGCCUCGCUUGUCCUGAACCGGAUCCGCGGCCCCGAUUUCAGGGUGGCUGCUCCACUCGAUAUCAGCUUGAAGGCAGUCGCCAAAAAACUCCUCCGAUACGGCAAGUACUACCUGGGGCUCCGGGCGUUUGCCCAGAUCUACGAUAUGCAACAUUUCGGGAGAGUCAACCAGCGGCUAUGCCGAGAAAUUGCCCGAUGCCUUGCGCACUUUCGCCAGCUUGUAUUGUCGUUUGAAGAUGCGUUCUACCUAAACCCCCACUUAUCUCUAUCAGCUAUGGACAAUGAGAUCCACAGCUCCUGCGCAGAUGCCUUGAAGCACUUGUACGAAAUUGCAUGUGCGGUGCACACAGAGACGGAGGCCCGCAACCCUCGGUUCAAAACCGCAACGGAUCCUCGGUUCGACACAUUCUUGAGCCUGAUCAGAUCCGAUAUUAAUCUAGGCACCAGCGUCUCCUCGGAUCCCAACGCCUUUGAUGUUUGCAAAGGCGGGUUGGUGCUUAAGAUUGUGGAGAGCCGGAGUGUCCUAUACGAGGGCGACAUGAAGGCAUGUGCUUUUCUUUCUGUGUUGUUCGAGGCGAUAAGCGUCGACUACGUGUCGCUUCUCAACACGUGGCUUGCCGAGGGGGAGUUGAGUGACCUUUUUCUGGAGUUCCUCGUCAAGAAAAACGACCUCCCCAAGAACAUAUUCUACUCCAAUGUGGAGCGGUAUUGGGAAGAGCUUUAUGUGAUCAAGGUAGACGGGCUUAUUGGCCAGUUUCUAGACAGAGAAGUGCAGGCUAAAGUUCUUGCCACGGGCAAGUUCUUGAACAUAUUCAAGCGGUGCAUUGGCAGUGCCUCGUUGCAGGAUUUUCCUGACGACAUUUCCAAUGUUGCAUGUCCGGAGAAGAUCACCAGUUUGUGUGCCCAGGAUCUCAACCUCAAAAUUGUCCAGUUCUACGAUCGGGCCAACAACCUCUUAUUGAAAUUGCUCUUCCGCGGAUACCAUUUCAGCGACAUGCUCUCGUGCCUCCACGAAACUUACCUUUUGUGCGAGUCGUCCAAAACCGAUACGUUUCUUGACAAGGCAAUCCACGACUUGAGCAGAAAUAAGAGAAAGGUUUCCACAGUGACACUCAUUGAUACUUUCAACGGCGUGUUCAGUUUGGGAGACCCAAAGCAGCGACAUUCCAAAAUCAACCAGGGACCAAUGACUACCCGAUCAAGCAUAUCCAGUCUUCUCCGGACAUUCCAGAACUUCAGCAUUGACUCCAAUAAUUUCUACGAUCUCUCGGAGGAGAUCAUCAGCAUCCGGUCGUUUGAUGCCGCAGACGCGGUAACUGGCGACGAACAGGCAUCCAGUGCCAUCAAAAAACUCGUGAGCCAGUCUCUACGCCAACAAACUAUUGCGCUGGCAUCCGAACAGUCAUCUGGGGAUGAGCCAGACAAAAGCAGUGUCAUUGCGGCCGUCAACAUUGAUUGCGAAUUGCCGUUUCCGAUAAACUUGAUGAUCAGCGAAAAUCUCAUUUUCGAGUUCCAGCUAAUCUUCAAGCUCCAGAUGAUCAUCAGGUAUGCAAGCAAGCUCAUCGACUCGUCGUGGCGGGAUGUGAUGUAUUCCACAGUGUGGAACUACAAACACUUUUCUGAGCCGUUGAGAAAGCUCAUUUUGCGCAGCCGCGUGUUGAUAUUCCGCAUGAAGAGCUUCGUGACCGAGCUCCAAAACUACGUGGACCACUUUGUCAUUGAGGCGAGUUUUGGUGAAUUGAAGGCCACCGUGAACCAGUACACAGCAUCGCUUGAAAAGCCAAGGCCGGCAUCGCGAGCCCCCAGAUCAAGCUCGCCGUUCAAGGACGGAGGCCAGCCACUCACGAAGCACGCAAACAAGAACAAUAGCAUCUUCGACGAGAAAAUCAAAAUCACGCUGAACCAGCAAGCCUCGGGCGGCAAGUUUGGGCCGGACGCACCGCAUGUGGAUGUUCACGGAUUGAACCAAAGCAUCGGCACGUACCUCAGCAACAUCUUGCGCGACUCCAUGAUCACCAACAGUCAAUUGCUAGGGCAUAUACGUGUGUCCUUGGGGUUGGUGACGGAGUUCACCGGCAUCACCAGCAGACUCAAAAAGACAUUUAUUCUGACGGACGCGGCUUUGCUUGAGGCAUUUGCACGCGACUACCCGGGGAGGUUUGACAACGUCGAGUUCAACGAAGAGGCCGUGAAGAACCGAAUUGCGGGGCUCAACAACGUGAUCACAAAGUUCUGGAUGGAAUUCAAUCUGUCCUUGCAGCAGUUCACGCAGGACCUACGAUCCGCCAGCACAGAGAACGCGUCGUUCGGCACGCUCAAGGACAAGUUGGCGGUUCUCUAG